AUGCAAAGAGUGCGUUCGCAUAAUAAUGUAUCGAACUAUGAUUCAAUGUUGGAAAAAGAUGAACAAAACAAAUUAGAAAUCGACGCAGCUGAAGAAACUCGUAAACAAUUUGAGGAAGAUCUGCAAGAUUCAAAACAACAACAAUCAACUAGUGGAUCAAGUACAUCAACAUCAUCACACGGAAAAUCUUUGCCUGAUUUGGUGAAAGGUCUUAGCAGUGAUAAGCGUAACGAACUAAUGUUGAAACUAAAAGAACAACUCGGUGGAAAUAUAACCGAGGAGAAAUUAAUUCAGAAUGCGUUUUCAGUUAAACAUACAAUUACAGAAUUUAUGAACAAAAAAUAA
Messenger RNA from Didymodactylos carnosus, 345 nucleotides. Lineage: Eukaryota; Metazoa; Rotifera; Eurotatoria; Philodinida; Philodinidae. The record is from the annotation of a GenBank genome assembly.